Molecule: messenger RNA, 1758 nt
Organism: Piliocolobus tephrosceles (Ugandan red Colobus)
Lineage: Eukaryota; Metazoa; Chordata; Mammalia; Primates; Cercopithecidae
Gene: PNKP
Product: polynucleotide kinase 3'-phosphatase
Exons: 17
Coding region: 149-1714 (521 amino acids)
Biological process (GO): DNA repair
Cellular component (GO): nucleus
Molecular function (GO): polynucleotide 3'-phosphatase activity; double-stranded DNA binding; protein binding
Source: RefSeq, a predicted model, not a curated record
UCCGUCCGCCGGGGAACUGAGCGCCGCCGGUCGGGUUGCAAGCGCUGCGCCUCGGGCAGGACCUCCCCGGGCAGGACCUCCCUGGGCAGGACCUCCCUGGUCGGAAGUGGCCGUGAGCCAGAGCAGCAGUCCCGGGCUGGCACCCAGGAUGAGCGAGGUGGAGGCCCCGGGCCGCUUGUGGCUCGAGAGCCCCCCUGGGGGAGCGCCUCCCAUCUUCCUGCCCUCGGACGGGCAAGCCCUGGUCCUGGGCAGGGGACCCCUGACCCAGGUCACGGACCGGAAGUGCUCCAGAACUCAAGUGGAGCUGGUCGCAGAUCCUGAGACCCGGACAGUGGCAGUGAAACAGCUGGGAGUUAACCCCUCAACUGCCGGGAGCCAGGAGUUGAAGCCGGGGUUGGAGGGCUCUCUGGGGGUGGGGGACACACUGUAUUUGGUCAAUGGCCUCCACCCACUGACCCUGCGCUGGGAAGAGAUCCGCACACCAGAAUCCCAGCCAGAUACUCCACCUGGCACCCCUCCGGUGUCCCAAGACGAGAAGAGAAAUGCUGAGCCUCCGAAGAAGCGUAUGCGGAAGUCAAACCCCGGCUGGGAGAACUUGGAGAAGCUGCUAGUGUUCACCGCGGCUGGGGUGAAACCCCAGGGCAAGGUGGCUGGCUUUGAUCUGGAUGGGACCCUCAUCACCACACGCUCUGGGAAGGUCUUUCCCACUGGCCCCAGUGACUGGAGGAUCUUGUACCCAGAGAUUCCGCGUAAGCUCCGGGAGCUGGAAGCCGAGGGCUACAAGCUGGUGAUCUUCACCAACCAGAUGGGCAUCGGGCGCGGGAAGCUGCCAGCCGAAGAGUUCAAGGCCAAGGUGGAGGCUGUGGUGGAGAAGCUGGGGGUCCCCUUCCAGGUGCUGGUGGCCACGCACGCAGGCUUGUACCGGAAGCCAGUGACAGGCAUGUGGGACCAUCUGCAGGAGCAGGUCAACGAGGGCGUGCCCAUCUCAAUCGGAGACAGCAUCUUUGUGGGAGACGCAGCCGGACGCCCGGCCAACUGGGCCCCGGGGCGGAAGAAGAAAGACUUCUCCUGUGCAGAUCGCCUGUUUGCUCUCAACCUUGGCCUGCCCUUCGCCACGCCUGAGGAGUUCUUCCUGAAGUGGCCAGCAGCUGGCUUCGAGCUCCCAGCUUUUGACCCGAGGACUCUCUCCCGCUCAGGACCUCUCUGCCUCCCCGAGUCCAGGGCCCUCCUGAGCUCUAGCCCGGAGGUGGUUGUCGCCGUGGGAUUCCCUGGGGCCGGGAAGUCCACCUUUCUCAAGAAGCACCUCGUGUCGGCCGGAUACGUCCAUGUGAACAGGGACACGCUAGGCUCCUGGCAGCGCUGUGUGACCGCGUCUGAGACAGCCCUGAAGCAAGGGAAACGGGUCGCCAUCGACAACACAAACCCGGACUCCGCGAGCCGCGCCAGGUACGUCCAGUGCGCCCGAGCCGCAGGCUUCCCCUGCCGCUGCUUCCUCUUCACCGCCACUCUGGAGCAGGCGCGCCACAACAAUCGGUUUCGAGAGAUGACGGACUCCUCUCAUGUCCCCGUAUCAGACAUGGUCAUGUAUGGCUACAGGAAGCAGUUCGAGGCCCCGACGCUGGCCGAAGGCUUCUCUGCCAUCCUGGAGAUUCCGUUCCGGCUGAGCCUGGAGCCGAGGCUGGAGCGGCUGUACUGCCAGUUCUCCGAGGGCUGAGCCCCGCCCAGCUCCCCUCCACAAUAAAUGCUGUUUCUCCUUGA